Linum trigynum is the source of this 4791-nucleotide messenger RNA. The record is from the annotation of a GenBank genome assembly. Lineage: Eukaryota; Viridiplantae; Streptophyta; Magnoliopsida; Malpighiales; Linaceae.
AGAAGAUAUAGUCUAAAAGUAUGGUUAUUUUAUUCAUUUUUUUCUCAUAAAUUUAUCAUUAUAAUUAGGGCUUAAAGUUUGGUAUCGAUUUUUGAGAUAUAACGAAUUUAUCACUGUUUAGUAUUACCUAAUACCUAUUUAUUUUUAGCGAUUGGGAUUCUUUUUAUAAUGUUGUAUUACUGAAUACCUAUUUAUUUUUAGCAAUUGGGAUUCUUUUUAUAAUGUUAUGUAGUAUCUGUGAUUACGGGAUCCAUGUAUACCAAAAUAUCAAGAAACAACGAAGUUAAAAUUAAUUAAAUAUACCACUCAUAUUUUAUUCCUCACUCUUUGGCAACUCGCAAGCCCCCAUACAACUAAUUUUGGCUUUCCAAUUUAAGUUACUCUUCGUAUCUAACUCAAUCUUUUGUUAUUUUCAUAUAAAAAAAACACUCUCAUCAGUCAUCUCUCAACCUCCAAUCCAUUGAAUUAAUGUUAUCAAUGACAAAAAAUCGAGAUAUUACAAUCUCCCUUUUUUAUCCAUUUCCUAGCUCUAGAUGAACUACAGACCAUUUGACUAGUCUCUUUGUACCAAAUGAGAACCUAUAAUUGAUAAGUUCAAUAAAGACUUGAAUGAGCCCCAUCAAUGAUGACUUCGAUUAGUUUUUAUUAGACUCUUCUCACUUCAAAUUCUCAUAAGUAAAAUUUUCAAUCAUGAAGUUAAACCUAUAAAUUUACACUAUAUAAAAUGCUUCAGAAUAUGGGUGUUCAAACAAUUAUUUAUAUAUAUAUAUAUAUAUAUAUAUAUAUAUAUAUAUGUGGGUCACGCUGGUGUGCUCCAGACGCAUAGUAUGCUCCAGGUUAUGUAAACCAUUGAUCUAAUCUAACGGUUAAUAUAAAUAAUAAUUAAAUGAUUUAUUAAUUAUGAUGUAAAGAUAAUUAGUUGGUUACAUUAUUUUUUCAUACAUGCUCUUUAGUACCUAAUACCUAUACAUAUUUAUUCAUAUCCUUUCAUUCUUUGUACCUAAUUUUCUUCUAAUCACUUCUUUAUCAGUCAAUUUUUACAUUAUUUCUAAUUUCUUUCUUCUCAUAGCUUUAAUUUGGAUCUGCAAAUCCACAUCCUCUUUCCGUCGACGACCAAGCUCAUCCUCCCCUGACCAUCAUCACAUCUCCGCCUCCUCCCUUCAAAUCCAAACCCCUCUUCCACCCUACUAAGUCGACGAACCAUCUCCUCCCCCCUUGACCAUCAUCAUAUGUCCUCCCUAGUCGACGCAAAUAUCCGGAUCUUCCCUCUCCAAUGAAACAUAUUGAACUCCACCGUUACCACCAAUCGAAUUCCACCCUUUCGCCGGAGCUCAGGUGCCGCUGCCACCGCGAAUUCACCAGCAGCGCAGUUGCAAUUAAAAUCUGAACAUUGUGCUAUUAGAAUACCCUCUUCGCUGGAGCUCGGCCGCCGCCGUCACAGCGAAUUCACCAGUAGCCUCUACAGGUGGGUAGGAGGGCUGAUCGGAGAAGAAACUUCAAUGUGGAGACGUGUUCAUACAAAAUCAAUGGCGAUGGCAGUACCCAAUCAUUUUCAUAGAUCUGUGACAUGCAUCUUGGCUUUGUGUGCCAGCUCGAGGUAAGAGAUUGGGAGUGGGAAUUUGUUCGAAUUUGCCAGGUCUUAAUGAUCGACAUUAUUCAGGAUUAAGAGUUUUGCUCUCCACAUGUUUGUUAAACUUAAAACGGAACUCUGUUCCUUCUUCCGUUGUGGGUUUUGAGCAGCGUCCCAUUGUGGCUUAAUGUAGUGAAAUGAUUAUUUGUUGCAGGUUUUCAGUACUUAUGCUACAUGUGAGCUUGGAUCGUUACUUGCUUGAAUCGUUACUUGAAGAACUUGACUGGUCCAUUUUCAGUGACUCUGGGGAGGCUUGAAAAAGAAGAAGGGUUUCAUCUGCUUGUUUUGGUGAUCAUGUGCAUUCUUCCUAUUAUGUAUGACCAGAAUGUCUUUUGAUAUUUAGGCUAGAUUGGCAGAACGAUUUACCACUCAGAAAAUGGCUCUCCACCUCAGCAUAGAAUCAUUCUCGUCCACCGUUUUUUUUAAGGAAGGGAUUAUUCAUUAUAGUUAAUGUCGCGAAUCGUGCGGAGGAAAUUUAGUUUUUUUACUUUUAUAAUAGAGGAAUAGAUAAGGAAAAUAUGAGAAUUAGUUGUUAUCUUAGGGUUUUGGUGCAGUCUAUUUAAAGAGAUGUUAGCAACCCAAUUUUUCUAUUUCGGGUUUUAUCGUCUUGUUUGGCGGCUGUGAGUCUGCGAACUGGUGUCAAUGGGGAAAUUGGGGUUAAAUUAUUUUGCUCUCGUCUUUUCCUUUGCAAAGUGUAAUCGAGCAUUGAGUAUGGAAAAUUAUUGAGGGAUGUGUCUUUAUUUUCUGCAAUAUAAUUUAUCCAUCCACUAUAUGCCUUUAGUCUUCUCGUAUAGGCACAGCAGAUGCGUGGUUGUAAAGAAAGCGACUGAUUUAUUAUUUCCACCAAGUAUUUGAUGUGUUCCCCUAAUUGUCGAGCUGUUAGUUUCAAACAAACUAUUAUUUGAUUAUUAUUUUGUUUACUGUGGUUGCAAUUUUGGAAUGGCUACUUGAUUCAGCAUGACAGAUGAUGUUACCGAGAAAUCCAUGAUUUCCUUGCGAAGUACCUAUGGCGCAAUGAAGCUGACUAUUGAUGACUUGUACGAUAAGGUUUCUUCUUUGAUGUCACUUGUCUCAAAAACUGAAUUUCAAUUUGGAGUUCUUGAGAAGAUGUUUAGGGAUGUUGGUUUCCAAGUAGGCCCUAGUUCUCCUCCUACCCAUGUUUCCGUCACCCCUAGUACACAACAUUUUUAUUCUAGAUUCCGAUUCAGAUGAUGAUCGUCCACAAAGCGUCAAAAAUCUACUGUCAUGGACGAAAUCAAAUUCUCGGGCAAGGUAUUCAAUUAUCAAACGUGUUUUUGGAAAUAAUGUUUUGCAUUAUUUUAAUAUUUUGUCAAAGUGAAAUUGUAGGUGACUUUUCCGGUCACAGAAAUCAUGAAGCUAGGUGAUAAUGACCGUGCCAUUGCGUGCUUCAUCUUUGGCCAUCAUUUAAGUCGUAAAGAACUGAAGAACUUGCUGUCGGGCAUAUGGCUUGACGGUUAUCUUAGUAUUUAUUAAAAACAAUUUGUUUUAGAAUUCCUUACUGCAGUGUAUCUAUAUUUAUUGUGGUUUGUUUAAAGAUUUUGACCGCAGUAGCCUGUAAACUAGCUCUUUCUGCAAGGGUUUGGCCGAAGGGUGAAGGGAGACCUUGGUACCUGCCAUCUAGUUUUGAGGUAAAACCGCAAUUCUUUUACAUUUUAUAAGUUAGUCUUUCUGGACCAUGACAAAUAUUAAAUAUGUGGUACAACUGUGAACAAAUUACUAGGAUUUGGUCGUGAAAAUGGGUUGGUCUCCACAAAAAGCUGUGAAAAAUUACAAAAACAUAUACCUGGCGGGCACCUAUGAAUGCAAUGAGGUAUUCUUUUUAAUUAAUAGUCCUUUUUACUAGUAAUUUAGCUUAUAGUUGUCAUUUUCUUGCUGACAUGAUAUAUGAAAUACCUCUAAACUUAAAUGUUGGUGGCUUCCCCAUUUUUUCAGAUUUAUUUACCAAUGAAUGAUGAGAAACAACACUGGUUUCUUGUUGUGGUUUUUAUGGAACGAAAAGAAGGGCAUGUUGUAGACUCAAUGCAUAAUAAUACUGGGCUGAAGGAAAUUCGUAAGAAAAGGAUUAAAAGAAUGGUGGGUGAUCAAACGUUAGCCUCUGUAUUGCUAACUUUUUUCUUUGUAAUUUGUAACUUAAUAUUCUCAUAUAUUGAGUCUUUGGUAUAGUUGGGCUUUCUGUACAAGAUGAUUGAUGCAUUUCCGGGUAAGCCACCAGCAUAUGAGGUGCCCAAGGUGCAUGUGUUCUUAAUCCUAACCCCGCCAGAUGUUCCCAAACAAUUGAAUAGCUUAGCAAUUGGUUCUGUUUUUUGUAAAUUUGUGGAUUUUUAGGCAUAUUGGGUUUGUGAAUAAAAUGUUGUUCUUAUCCCGCAGCUAUGAUUGCUGUUUCUGGGUGUGUCAAUGGAUGCUGCAUGGUGAGGCUAAUGAUAAUUCUUAUAUGGGGGUAUGAACUUGUUUUCUCCAACCUCUAGUAUAAUCAUCAUUUUGUUUUAGCUUUUACAUUGAAAACAUCGAAGUAGUGUACUUAAUUUGCUUUAUGAAUACAGAGCUGUGAUUAUAGAAGUCGCUUGUGGCUGGCCGUAAACUUAAUUACAGAUCCAUCCAAUACCAUACGCAGCAAAAUUAUUCUGGAAGCUAUGGACGUCUAUAAGCACCAUUUUGACAGAAAAAUAACCACAAAAUGCCAAAGAAAUUUGUUUGACUAAUUGUGGGCGAAUUUUAUUCCUCUAAAUUCUUGCUUCUCUCGUUAGUUUGGAUUUUUGGAUAAUAUUUCACUUCCAGCACUGAGACAAGAUUUUUUAUGGAUUGUUUGUUUUUUUCUCAGUUUGGGUUUUGGAUAAUAUUUUACUUCCAGCACGAGACAUGAUUUUUUAUGGAUUGUUUGCUUUGUUGCUUUUAUUUGAUGGACUUGUUUAAUUAUGUAGCUAGUAUGAUUCCUUGCGAUUUCUCUCAGUAAUCGAUCUUGUUUACAAGGAACGACACUAAGCUGUCGAUUUAGGUAGCCAAUCUCCUAUUUCCUUAGCAACAUGAGCUGUCCAUUUAGGUAGCCAUCAUAAACAGGCCAAGAGUCUCAGUUUCUCCCUUCCAUCAACAGACAACAAGGUGGGCUUGAAUGAACAGGCUCAGAAUGAAAUAAAAGAGAAAAA